Messenger RNA from Penicillium salamii, 1392 nucleotides. The record is from the annotation of a GenBank genome assembly. NCBI's taxonomy places the organism in Eukaryota, Fungi, Ascomycota, Eurotiomycetes, Eurotiales, Aspergillaceae.
AUGGCUACCCCGGCAGCCAAUAUGGACAAGCCGGUGGCCGCUCCGUCAAAGCCUGCAGGAUCGGGUCGUCCUCGGACACCCCGUCCCCCUAGGCCCAACUUCAGACAAAUUCACCAGUUUCCUUUGCCGGUCAACGUACAUCAUGUUCCUCCUGUAAUUCCUCAUAACCCUCUAUCUCUCAUAAGCGUUGCUCUCUCGUACCUCACAUUUCUUAUCAUGCCACCUCGUCAUGAAAUCUACUCGGCUUACUUUGACAAGACCACUUCGUCGAUUCAUGUCACGGACGAGAAGUCCAUUAAAGCCCUCUGGGAGAUGGGGUUCUUUGGAAAAGGUAGUCUCAGUCGAAGUGAGCCAAGCUGGCUGGCACGAGAGAAAAAGCGACGAGGGUUACAUGAUGGCAAGACCAGCGAGGAGGUUACAAGAGCUCGCAGGGAGGAACGUCGUGCGUUGAAGUUGGAGCGGGCUCGGAUGGAGAAGCUCGCCAUUGAGGAGACGUUGAAAGCCGAAGCUGCCGCCAGAGAAUCCGGCCCUGCUGAAGGACAGACACCAGAUGAUACGGCGAAUGGCACAGCCACUGCAACCGAGAAAUACUCUUUGAAGAAGGCGAAAGAAGCCAAAAUGUUGGAGGCCCGGGAAGCACGCCUGGCGGCUCAAAAUGCGGAACUUGAGCAGAAGCCCGAACCAAACGGGAAAUCCGUGCGCUUCUCACCACUUGUGCAGAAGAAGGAGUUCUCAUCAAACUCGCCUUCAUCUGAGACCGUCAUGGAUGCAUUCGAUGCUGACGACUUCCCCAACGAAGAGCAUCUUCAACUUUCGAACGAAGAAGCCUUCUUCCUCGCCUACGGGCUAGGCGCUCUGCAGAUCUACGACGCACCCUCGAGCGAAAAGACCCAAUCUACCUCACCCACCCCAAUCUCUGCUCUCCUCCAACAGUUUUGCCACCAUUCCUUCCAGCCAGCUCGACACGAUACCGCUGCCCUCCAACCCGAUGACCCCUUCAUGAUCUCUUACACCGUCUACCACCAUUUCCGAUCUCUGGGCUGGGUCAUCCGCUCAGGUGUGAAAUUCGGCACCGACUACUUGCUCUACAACCGCGGCCCCGUCUUCUCUCAUGCCGAGUUCGCAGUGGUCGUCAUUCCAUCCUACAGCCACCCCUACUGGUCAGAAACCGAGGAGCGGAGAAAAUACACAGCGGAGAAGCAGGCGCGAAGUUGGUGGUGGUUGCAUUGUGUGAACAGAGUGCAGGCCCAAGUUAUGAAGAGCUUGUGUCUUGUCUAUGUGGAUGUGCCUCCGCCUGCUGCUUCCAUUGAUGAUAUUGGGGCGUUGUUCGGCCAAUACAAUGUACGCGAGUUCAUGAUCAAGAGAUGGACUCCAAACAGAACUCGUGAUUGA